AUGAAUUGGACUGAAGAGAUUAAACAACUUAAAAGAAAUAUAGAAAUAUUAAAUAAGGAGUUAAUUUUUAGGGAACAGAUUAUAGAAGGUUUGGAGGCCAAUGUAAAUAGGUUUGAAUUAAAGUGCACUAUAUGUCUUGAAUAUAUGUCAAAUCCUU
Messenger RNA from Dentiscutata erythropus, 157 nucleotides. The record is from the annotation of a GenBank genome assembly. Lineage: Eukaryota; Fungi; Glomeromycota; Glomeromycetes; Diversisporales; Gigasporaceae.